Messenger RNA from Prorocentrum cordatum, 390 nucleotides. NCBI's taxonomy places the organism in Eukaryota, Dinophyceae, Prorocentrales, Prorocentraceae. The record is from the annotation of a GenBank genome assembly.
AUGCGGGCCAUGCCCUCGAAUUUUGUCUCCCUGUUCGGCGUGUGCAACCGCCCUCUUCGCAUGGCCAGGCAAGAGGAAAUUCUUCUAGUGGUGGCGGUGGUGGAAGAGGCGCUGGGAAUCGUUUCUUACCUUGAGGGCGCGCGCCACGUGCCCCUUCCAUUACGGAGAAGUGAUGCAGUAUGCUGGAGACUCUUCCUUCGCUUGAGGGCGCAGUUCCUACAGCAUCGAUGCAGUAGUCUCGGUGCAACCGUUUUUUUUAUCGUGGUAAGCAGCAGGGCCAAGCUAGCCCUUAGUAGUCCCUUCGCGAGUCACAGCGCCCGAGUAGUCCUCUCAUGCUGCCGAGGGCUUGCCGUCGAAGGAUUUCUCACGCUGCGUGCCCCUGGAGGCUGA